GGUCGCUCUUGCUUCCCCAGAAUGUGACGAACAGUCAACUCUUUAUACGAACUUUACCUUUUUUAUUUUUUUAUUUCUUCUUUUAUUUUCCCCUCCGUGGCUGUCAGUGAUGGAACACCAACACCAACUACAGCAGCUCCAGGUAUCGCACCAGCAGCUCCAGUCUCCCCAUCAACAGCUUCAGUCUCCCCAUCAGCAGCUCCAGUCUCCCCAUCAGCAGCUUCAGUCUCCCCAUCAGCAGCUCCAUUCUCCCCAUCAGCAGCUCCAGUUGUCUCCGCCAUUCAACUGCCACGACUGCGGCCUCGUUUUUGAUUCAAGUAAGUCCUUAGAAGUACAUCUUCAUUAUCAUAAAGAAAAUUUAGUAACUAAAUGGGGGACGGCUUCAGGUAGCGAGGACAACAACAAUGUCAAGAAAACCAGAACGCCGACAGCAGCGGAGACAUCCGAGUUCCAGUUCUUCGACUACUCGGAAAACAACUCGGCCUUCCAGAGGAUCCAGCAGAGGCCAUCGUACAGGUACCAGCCCUACACCUUUGAAAGAAUGGUUACCAGUACCCAGGUUCAGUGCGAAAAGUGCGGAUUCAUCUGUGACCAGAGUAUGCUCCCCGAACACGACGCUACCGCUCAUCCUACAUUCUUCGAAUUCAUCAAAGAGGAGCAGCAGGCCGAAAUCCUCGAUCUCGAUUCCCAUAAAGUAGUUUACCAACAACCCCAAGGAGAAGAGAAUCUGUGGUUAGAUCGGAGGUACUUCAAGGAGGAAAAUGGGAAUCAGUCACCGGAUUUCGCGAGUGUAUCGACCACCAUGUCUUCGCCUACGAGCUCAGAAGUGCCGGCGUAUUUCGAACAGCCACAAAUGAUGCAGUUGAAUUCUUCCCAGCUGCCUAAAUAUCCCGUGAUGACGAAGGGAGGAGGAGGAGGAGGAGGCGGCGCGUGGAAAUCGAACGAAGCGCGGCGACCUAAAACUUAUAACUGUAGUGCGUGCAAUAAGUGGUUUACUAGUUCCGGACACCUUAAGAGACACUAUAACACAACACUGCAUAAAAACGCUGUCAAACAAAGCGGGAUUAUGGACCCAGCGACAAUGCCGAUGAGCAGCCACCACCACCCACCUCAAACUUCACCAUUGGAGGAGAAGUUCCAAUUCCCGCCUCAACCGGAGCCACAAGAAGAUUUUCAGGAUUUUUUUCAGUACCCAAAUGGAAUGCCCCCCCACACUACGAAUUUCAAUGAGCCGCUUCCGAGUUUCGCUCAUAUUCAGAGCUCGAUAAGUGGUUUCUCGAGUGUGGGGGGGCUAUUGGCCACCGUGCAAGAGCUAGAGGUGCCGGAAGUGACAUCGACCGAACAAACAGUGGUGCACAAGUGUGUCGAUUGUGAUAAAACCUUCAAUAAAGCCUGCUACCUGACUCAGCACAACAAGAGCUUCCACUCGGGGGAGAAGCCGUUCAAGUGCCAGCGCUGCGGGAAGCGGUUCACGGCGGAGUACUUGCACCAGGAGCACUUGUCGAAGCACGCGGGGGAGAAGCCCUACAAGUGCGAGAUGUGCCCCAAGCAGUUCAACCACAAGACGGACCUCCGCCGCCACAUGUGCCUGCACUCGGGUGACAAGCCUUAUGCCUGCGACUUCUGCGGGAAAGGGUUUAUCAGGAAGGAUCACAUGUUGAAACACGCUGAGACUCACAAGAAAAAGGCCCUCGCGUCCAGUUACAAAAAAAUGGAGAUUGACCCUAGGCUCCAUCUCAGGGUAAUGUGAAAACUUAGUGCUAUUUAUAUUACAUGUGCCAAGGUAGCAAUAAUUUUUGAGAAAGUUUAAAUUAUUAAUGAAAAAUCCAUUCCACUAAUCGAAACGUGAAUUUUUGAAAAAAGUACAAAAUGAUUUUUAAUUGAAUAUUGAUAUUUUGAAGUAUUAGAUGUAUUUUAGAAAUAGGUUGAAAGUUGUGUCUCGUGACCCUUUUUACCCGAGUUUUUUGAGAUUUUUAUUGUUUGUUUUAUGAAAUUGCCAGGACCCGUUUAAGACUAAUCAUUUAUUUUACCAUUUAUACAAAAUUUUACCAUGAAAUGUUUUUUUAAGUUUCCAUACAUAUCAGUAUUAAUUAAAAUGGACAGCCCAGAACUGUGAUAUAAAUAAAUAUGUAAAUUUUGAUUUGUUUUACAUGUGUUUUAGUUAAAAUGUUUCAAUGAACACAUGAUGACCUACUACCUCGUAGAAAUGUAGGAUAUUAAAUAAAAUAUAUAUAUGUAUGUUAACAUUUUUGUAUACACUGACAAGACUGAGAAACUUGUUUUUAUCUAUAAAACAAAUGUUCCUUUUUUAUUAUUUAAGUUUCUUUAAAACAAUUGAUGGUUUUUGUUCCUGGAAUUUUUUUAAAUAGUUUUUUU
Molecule: messenger RNA, 2376 nt
Organism: Nezara viridula (southern green stink bug)
Lineage: Eukaryota; Metazoa; Arthropoda; Insecta; Hemiptera; Pentatomidae
Source: the annotation of a GenBank genome assembly